This is a messenger RNA of Indicator indicator, 1413 nucleotides long. RefSeq names its product molybdenum cofactor synthesis 3 (gene MOCS3). Gene Ontology annotation, cellular component: cytoplasm; cytosol. The record is from RefSeq and is a predicted model, not a curated record. Gene Ontology annotation, biological process: tRNA wobble position uridine thiolation; protein urmylation. The transcript has a single exon. The coding region runs from base 1 to 1413 and encodes 470 amino acids. Gene Ontology annotation, molecular function: thiosulfate-cyanide sulfurtransferase activity; adenylyltransferase activity; URM1 activating enzyme activity. NCBI's taxonomy places the organism in Eukaryota, Metazoa, Chordata, Aves, Piciformes, Indicatoridae.
AUGGCGGGUGGUGCGGAGGCGGCAUGGUUGACUGCUGAGAUUUGCCAGCGGGAGCAGGAGCUGCGCGGCUUACGUGAGCGGCUGGCCGCCGUCCUGGUGGAGGGUGCUGUGGAAGAUGGUGGGGCCACUGUGGCCCCUGAGGAGUGUGCCGCAGCCUUUCCCGGCGAGCUCCCCCCUCUUCCCGCCCAGGCCUCUCUGAGCCCCGCCGACAUUCUGCGAUACAGCCGUCAGCUGGUGCUGCCUGAACUGGGCGUGCGGGGACAGCUGCUUUUGGCUCGUUCUUCCGUGCUCGUGGUGGGCUGCGGCGGCCUGGGGUGCCCACUGGCCCAGUACCUGGCUGCCGCCGGUGUUGGCCGCCUGGGUCUGGUGGAUCACGACGUGGUGGAGAUGAGCAACCUGCACCGGCAGGUGCUGCACGGGGAGGCUCGUCGAGGGCUCCCCAAGGCCAUAUCUGCCGCGGCAGCUCUGCGGCUGCUGAACUCCACCGUACAGUACGUGCCCUACUGCGGUGCCCUGAGCCCUGAUACUGCCCUAGAGCUGGUGCGGCAGUACGAUGUCAUCGCCGACUGCUCCGACAACGUCCCCACCAGGUACUUGGUAAAUGACGCCUGUGUACUGGCCGGGAAACCCUUGGUGUCCGGCAGUGCUCUUCGGCUGGAGGGGCAGCUAGUUGUGUACAACUACCAGGGAGGGCCCUGCUACAGGUGUCUCUUCCCCAAGCCCCCUCCACCAGAGACAGUGACUAACUGUGCAGAUGGGGGAGUGCUGGGUGUUGUGCCAGGCAUCAUGGGGUGCAUGCAGGCCUUGGAAGUGCUGAAGAUUGCUUCAGGAAUAGGUUCCUCCUUCAAUCAGUUCAUGCUGAUGUUUGAUGCUCUUGAAGGGAGAUUUCGCAACAUCAAGUUACGAUCAAAGAAACCAGACUGUGCUGUUUGUGGUGACAAUCCAUCUGUCACCUGCCUUCAGGAUUAUGAAGCAUUCUGUGGUUCUUCUGCAACAGACAAGUGUAGAACUUUACAUCUGCUGUCCAGUAAAGACAGGAUAUCUGUAGAGGAAUACAAAAAACUGUUGGAUGAGCACGUUCCUCAUGUAUUGUUAGAUGUUCGUCCUCAGGUGGAAGUGGAUAUCUGUCGCCUGGUACAUGCCAUCCACAUUCCUUUGAGUAAAUUAGAAGAAAAAGAUGAAGAAUACCUGCAGUAUUUGGAAAGAAUAAUUUGUGAAGAAAAGCAGAGAACUAAUGGCCAGACAUCUUUUCCUGUGUAUGUUGUUUGCAAAUUAGGAAAUGACUCUCAGAAGGCUGUAAGGAUUCUGCAGGAAUUACCUGUCAAAGAAUUUGGUUCUGUGUUAGCUAAGGAUAUUAAAGGGGGGCUCAUGGCUUGGGCCACUAAAAUUGACCCAUCAUUUCCUCAGUAUUAG